Molecule: messenger RNA, 2559 nt
Organism: Cephus cinctus (wheat stem sawfly)
Lineage: Eukaryota; Metazoa; Arthropoda; Insecta; Hymenoptera; Cephidae
Gene: Mgat1
Product: alpha-1,3-mannosyl-glycoprotein 2-beta-N-acetylglucosaminyltransferase
Exons: 11
Coding region: 478-1923 (481 amino acids)
Biological process (GO): protein N-linked glycosylation
Cellular component (GO): Golgi apparatus
Molecular function (GO): alpha-1,3-mannosylglycoprotein 2-beta-N-acetylglucosaminyltransferase activity
Source: RefSeq, a predicted model, not a curated record
CACAAGAGGUAAAAGCGGGCCGGCCCAUUCGUCCGUCCAUCUCCGCUGAGUGCUGUUUCUGCUGGUACGAUUUGAUAACGAAAAAUCUUUAUCAGUGUGCUGAUAAUUGGAAACCACGUUUCACUUCCCGUAUAACGUGUUACCUAAGAAGAAAAUUUGGAGGACGUACUACGAACGAUUCUGAUCUUCAUAAAUAUUUGAAAUUAUUUCCUUAUGGUAUAGAGCCCCACGCGCAUCUGACAGCUUCCAACUAUCCCAGUGUGUACUUCCUUCCCCUUUCCUUUCUUCCUUUUAUUUAAGAUCUUCUGCAACAAGAGACUAGCAGCACACUGGACUGGUUACUGGGUGUCACUGAUCAGCAGUCCUCUAUUGCCUUUGAGAAAAGAACACUUCAUAGGAAUUACAGGUCUUUCGGAGUGAAAGAGACUAGUUGAUAGUUGCAGAUGACAGAAUGACGAGGUGACGUUCGUUCCUGCCAUGCGAAACAGGUCGAUCGGUUUUAUUUUCGCGUCACUACUGGUAUGGGCAAUUGUGACGUACUUUCUCUUUUUGGAUCGACCCAUUGGCAAGGAACAGAACAAGCAUAAACUGUCAAAUCAGAUUAAUCAACUAGAGCAGCAAGUAAGACAGGAAAUUGCUAAUAAUGAGGAGCUGCUCCAUGAUCUACAGGAAACUCUUCAGCAAAAGAAACAAGAGGAAGUGCAAGCCGCACCACCACUACAAGAAAUCAACAAUGACCCUGAGAAAAGUGAAAUUCAGGAAGGGGAACGGAACCAAAAUCAAAAUGAAAAUGGGCAUUAUGUACUCCAAAGUUCUUCUAACUCGAAUGACAUCGCGUUAUCACCUCUGAAACUACAAGAUACGGCGGCGAGGAAGACCUUGAAGGAUGGUUCCCCGGUCAUCGCUGUCCUCGUUUUCUCGUGCAAUAGAAUAACCGUUCAAAGGUGUCUUGAUCAACUGAUAGGACAUAGGCCGAGCGCCGAACAGUUUCCGAUAAUCGUAUCUCUAGACUGCGAUCAUGAUCAAACCGCAGAAGUCAUACGUGGAUAUGGAGACCAAGUGACGCUCAUAAAACAACCUGAUCAAUCGGACAUUGAAAUUCCACCAAAAGAAAAGAAAUUCAAGGGAUAUUUCAAAAUUGCUCGCCACUAUGGAUGGGCUUUGAAUCAAGUAUUUCUAAAAUUUGAAUUCGACACAGCAAUUGUUGUAGAAGAUGAUUUGGACAUAGCACCAGACUUUUUCGAGUACUUUCUAGGUACCUAUCCUCUACUGGUACAAGAUCAAUCACUUUGGUGUGUCUCAGCCUGGAACGAUAAUGGAAAAUCGGGUCUAAUCGAUGAACACGGUUCUCAUUUACUUUAUCGUACGGAUUUCUUUCCUGGAUUAGGAUGGAUGCUCACCCGACAAUUGUGGCUAGAGUUAGGACCCAAGUGGCCCAAAUCUUACUGGGAUGAUUGGAUACGACAACCGGAACAACGCAAGGAUAGGGCUUGUAUUAGACCGGAAUUAUCCCGAACACGGACCUUCGGGAAGAUCGGAGUUAGCAAUGGUCUUUUCUUCGACAAGCAUUUAAAGUUUAUCAAGCUGAACGAUCAAUUUGUGCCUUUCACCAAGAUGAAUUUAACUUACUUGUUAAAAAAUAACUAUGACAGCGCCUUCGAGCGCGAAGUAUAUCAAUCGACAGUGGUUGAUUACACGGAGUUGAAGAGUGGCAGUAUUGUCACAAAAGGUCCGGUAAGAAUAAUAUACCACACACGUCAAGAUUACAAGCAUACUGCCAAAAUGCUCGGGCUCAUGGAUGAUUUCAGGAGCGGUGUGCAGAGAACUGGUUAUCGAGGAGUAGUCACCUUUUUCUAUAAUGGACGACGAGUUCAUCUGGCACCAAGCGCUACCUGGAAAGGCUACGACAAAACCUGGAGCUAACACUUGCUACGACAUUAUAGCAGAGACCUAUAGAAAUUUCGUGCGGGAGCCAACAGUUGCUCGGAACUUGUUACAACGGAGUAAGAAGUUUGAGGAUGAUGCUGGAGGCAUUCAAAACAACAUAAACUACGUAAAUAAAUAUUAACCACCAACAGGGAUCUGGUGAAUUACCAACGAAGCACCGUGUGCCUGGAAACGCGUACCCACUGUUUUAUUUUCCAUAUGUAUAUAUAUUAUAUAUAACUAGUUCAGAGGACUUAUAAGGAGGCGACGUGUUUCAAAGGGACAUCCGUUUACGUUUUACGUUUCCUAUGCAUUCGCGAUGAUCGAAUCGCCGAAACUUCGAUAAUUUCAGCUAUUCCAAAAAAAAAAGAGAAAAAAUAAAGCGUUUUUGACGGUAUCCGGCAAGAAGUUUCUUUGACACUGACCGUGACAUUUAUACGAGAAGAUUUAAAGAAUGGAGGAAUGGCAGUGAAAGGAAGGGUGCGUCGGUUGUCGUUUACUAAAUGAUAGAAGUAUUUUGGCCAGUCGUCUUGCCAAAUUUCCGUUAGGCGAAGACUUAGACAAACUAUUAGAUAAGAACCGGUCGGAUAUUACAUAUUGUAAAAUUACAGUUAAUAAAUUAUUGAUACGAAA